Carica papaya (papaya) is the source of this 1157-nucleotide messenger RNA. The record is from RefSeq and is a predicted model, not a curated record. Lineage: Eukaryota; Viridiplantae; Streptophyta; Magnoliopsida; Brassicales; Caricaceae.
GCCGCUAUAUAUAGUUGGAGAAAUCCCCUGUAAGCGGCUUAGGGCGUAAAAGAAGAAACAAAGCCGUAGAAGAGGGCUCUUUGUGGGCACAGAAUACAUUUAUCUUUAUCUCUAGGACUUCAAAGAACAAAUGGAUCGGUACCAGAGAGUGGAGAAGCCGAAAGCAGAGACACCAAUUGACGAGAAUGAAAUUAGGAUUACAAGUCAAGGGAGGAUGCGCAGCUACAUCACUUAUGCCAUGACACUCCUUCAGGAAAAAGGUUCAAAUGAGAUUGUAUUCAAGGCAAUGGGAAGAGCCAUCAACAAGACUGUAACUAUAGUGGAGUUAAUAAAGAGAAGGAUUGCUGGUCUUCAUCAGAUCACAUCAAUUGGAUCUACAGAUAUAACAGAUAUGUGGGAACCUUUGGAGGAAGGCCUUUUACCUUUGGAAACCACAAGGCAUGUGUCGAUGAUCACAAUAAUCCUUUCAAAGAAGGAACUUAAUACAUCUUCCAUUGGCUAUCAGCCUCCACAUACUUGGUUGAAUUCUUUAUUUAUAUAUUUAUUGUAUGUUUCAACUGGGAAAACAGUCAUUACAUUUGCUUUUCUGGAUACUGUAUUUUUUUCAGGGAAUGGGUAUCUAUCUGCCGAGUAUGAAGAUGGAGGUUGGGAUCGCAAUCGAGGAUAUUCUAGGGGCAGAGGUCGUGGGAGAGGGCGUGGUUCACGUGGCCGUGGACGUGGAGGAUACAAUGGGCCCCAAGAUGGAGGUUAUGGAUAUGAAGCACCCAGUCAAGGCCGUGGCCGUGGUCGUGGAAGGGGAAAUCGUGGAAGAGGCCGUGGAUUCAGAUACAAUGGGUCUAGACUUAAUGGACCGAUCCAGGCAGCUGCAUGAGAGACAAUAGCACAAUCCAAAAAGGGGUGUUGUCGAUGCCUUCUCCAUUCCAUGUUUGUGGUUAAUUAUUGAAGUAUCUUGUUUGCUUUUUCUGGUCUCCAACUGUCAGUUUUUAACGUUAGGUCAUAAAGCAUAAGCAUGUGUAACCAUUAUGUAGUAAUUUGGUAGAGUUACUCCGUGUCUCAGUGGCAUCCUUAUAUGUUGUAGAUCUAGGCAAGAUGCUUAGACGAUCAAUUGUAACCCGUUUCUUUUUGACCGAGCAGUUCAUUCUUUUAUUUUUCUUGUA